Messenger RNA from Seminavis robusta, 621 nucleotides. The record is from the annotation of a GenBank genome assembly. Lineage: Eukaryota; Bacillariophyta; Bacillariophyceae; Naviculales; Naviculaceae.
AUGGAUAGUGUGUUUGGAGUUUGUUACAAUGGAGGAGUGAUCCUCGCCGCGGAUCAGUCGAAUGCUCGUUCCAUUUUGGUGUACCAAGAGAAUCUCGACAAGAUUGCGGAAUUGACGAGUCACUCCGCAAUGGGCGUCGCUGGACCCAACUGCGAUUUGGUCAAUUUCACAGAAUACGUCGCCAAGAACAUUCGGCUCUACGAGCUCUCCAAUGAUGGAACCAAGUUGUCGGUCCACGCCCAGGCCAACUUUGCCCGUGGAGAACUGGCCUAUGCCUUGCGACGGGGCCCCUACCAAGUCAACAUCUUGUUGGGUGGAUACGACACGAACGAGGCAGACAAGUCAAAGGAAGGUGCUAGCUUGUACCACUUGGAUUACAUGGGUACCUUGCACAAGGUUCCCUUUGGAGCUCAGGGAUACGCUUCCUACUUUACGCUUUCAAUCAUGGACCGUGAGUACAAGGAAAACUUGAAUGAGGCCGAAGCCAUUACGAUUGUGGAGCAUUGCAUUGCCGAAAUACAAACUCGUUUCAUGUUGAAACAACCCAACUACAUCAUCAAGGCGGUGGACAAGGAUGGAGUUCGAGUGAUCAAAUAUGGAAGUGAUCCCUCCGAUAAUUAG